Molecule: messenger RNA, 259 nt
Organism: Amoebophrya sp. A25
Lineage: Eukaryota; Dinophyceae; Syndiniales; Amoebophryaceae
Source: the annotation of a GenBank genome assembly
AUGACUGGUGAUAGAAAAGGAAAACCCCUUGUGCUGGUGUCGUCGGUCGGUAAACAAACUUCCUCGGUGCUGGUCGUUUUGGAAGCUAAAGCACUUAUACCUCGAAAAGAAGUUGUAUGGAUCCCAACGCCUGUUUCUAGAGUACUCGACAUUUUAUUCAUCAUCAUAACUUUAGCUCCAUUAUCUUCAUGUUCUUGUUUGUAUUCAUCAUGGUUACAACUUUAUUAUACAGCAACUACCAUCCUCGCAGUCGAUUCUU